Molecule: messenger RNA, 1701 nt
Organism: Scheffersomyces stipitis CBS 6054
Lineage: Eukaryota; Fungi; Ascomycota; Pichiomycetes; Serinales; Debaryomycetaceae
Gene: HGT9
Product: Hgt9p
Exons: 1
Coding region: 1-1701 (566 amino acids)
Biological process (GO): transmembrane transport; carbohydrate transport
Cellular component (GO): membrane
Molecular function (GO): carbohydrate:proton symporter activity
Source: RefSeq, a predicted model, not a curated record
AUGCACGGUGGUGGUGACGGUAACGAUAUCACAGAAAUUAUUGCAGCCAGACGUCUCCAGAUCGCUGGUAAGUCUGGUGUGGCUGGUUUAGUCGCAAACUCAAGAUCUUUCUUCAUCGCAGUCUUUGCAUCUCUUGGUGGAUUGGUCUACGGUUACAAUCAAGGUAUGUUCGGUCAAAUUUCCGGUAUGUACUCAUUCUCCAAAGCUAUUGGUGUUGAAAAGAUUCAAGACAAUCCUACUUUGCAAGGUUUGUUGACUUCUAUUCUUGAACUUGGUGCCUGGGUUGGUGUCUUGAUGAACGGUUACAUUGCUGAUAGAUUGGGUCGUAAGAAGUCAGUUGUUGUCGGUGUUUUCUUCUUCUUCAUCGGUGUCAUUGUACAAGCUGUUGCUCGUGGUGGUAACUACGACUACAUCUUAGGUGGUAGAUUUGUCGUCGGUAUUGGUGUGGGUAUUCUUUCUAUGGUUGUGCCAUUGUACAAUGCUGAAGUUUCUCCACCAGAAAUUCGUGGUUCUUUGGUUGCUUUGCAACAAUUGGCUAUUACUUUCGGUAUUAUGAUUUCUUACUGGAUUACCUACGGUACCAACUACAUUGGUGGUACUGGCUCUGGUCAAAGUAAAGCUUCUUGGUUGGUUCCUAUUUGUAUCCAAUUGGUUCCAGCUUUGCUCUUGGGUGUUGGUAUCUUCUUCAUGCCUGAGUCUCCAAGAUGGUUGAUGAACGAAGACAGAGAAGACGAAUGUUUGUCCGUUCUUUCCAACUUGCGUUCCUUGAGUAAGGAAGAUACUCUUGUUCAAAUGGAAUUCCUUGAAAUGAAGGCACAAAAGUUGUUCGAAAGAGAACUUUCUGCAAAGUACUUCCCUCACCUCCAAGACGGUUCUGCCAAGAGCAACUUCUUGAUUGGUUUCAACCAAUACAAGUCCAUGAUUACUCACUACCCAACCUUCAAGCGUGUUGCAGUUGCCUGUUUAAUUAUGACCUUCCAACAAUGGACUGGUGUUAACUUCAUCUUGUACUAUGCUCCAUUCAUCUUCAGUUCUUUAGGUUUGUCUGGAAACACCAUUUCUCUUUUAGCUUCUGGUGUUGUCGGUAUCGUCAUGUUCCUUGCUACCAUUCCAGCUGUUCUUUGGGUCGACAGACUUGGUAGAAAGCCAGUUUUGAUUUCCGGUGCCAUUAUCAUGGGUAUUUGUCACUUUGUUGUGGCUGCAAUCUUAGGUCAGUUCGGUGGUAACUUUGUCAACCACUCCGGUGCUGGUUGGGUUGCUGUUGUCUUCGUUUGGAUUUUCGCUAUCGGUUUCGGUUACUCUUGGGGUCCAUGUGCUUGGGUCCUUGUUGCCGAAGUCUUCCCAUUGGGUUUGCGUGCUAAGGGUGUUUCUAUCGGUGCCUCUUCUAACUGGUUGAACAACUUCGCUGUCGCCAUGUCUACCCCAGAUUUUGUUGCUAAGGCUAAGUUCGGUGCUUACAUUUUCUUAGGUUUGAUGUGUAUUUUCGGUGCCGCAUACGUUCAAUUCUUCUGUCCAGAAACUAAGGGUCGUACCUUGGAAGAAAUUGAUGAACUUUUCGGUGACACCUCUGGUACUUCCAAGAUGGAAAAGGAAAUCCAUGAGCAAAAGCUUAAGGAAGUUGGUUUGCUUCAAUUGCUCGGUGAAGAAAAUGCUUCUGAAUCCGAAAACAGCAAGGCUGAUGUCUACCACGUUGAAAAAUAA